Messenger RNA from Hyla sarda, 5175 nucleotides. RefSeq names its product RNA binding motif protein 25 (gene RBM25). Gene Ontology annotation, biological process: mRNA processing; regulation of alternative mRNA splicing, via spliceosome. The record is from RefSeq and is a predicted model, not a curated record. Gene Ontology annotation, molecular function: mRNA binding. The coding region runs from base 228 to 2654 and encodes 808 amino acids. The transcript has 18 exons. Gene Ontology annotation, cellular component: spliceosomal complex. NCBI's taxonomy places the organism in Eukaryota, Metazoa, Chordata, Amphibia, Anura, Hylidae.
ACCAGAGCCGCGGUGCAUGCUGGACUCAGUGAGUGGCUUUGCGGCGGCGUGAGUGCGGCCUAGCACUGAACGUGAUCCCCUCUCUGUCGUAGUUACCGUCGGAUCGCGGGCGCCGUAGUCACCGGACGAGGCGAACCUUCCUUCUCGUGAUAGACAACGAAGCAGCGACUAUUUCUGCUCCUGGCUCCGGGACCCCUACCCAGCUGGGGUGGGUUGGUACUGUAAAUAUGUCAUAUCCCCCACAUCUUAACCGUCCCCCUAUGGGGAUCCCAACUCUUCCUCCUGGGAUUCCUCCCCCACAGUUUCCAGGUUUUCCUCCUCCUCCUGGUACUCCAAUGAUUCCUGUACCAAUGAGUUUAAUGGCUCCAGGACCAACUGUUUUAUUGCCAACUGUACCUAUGGUUGGAAAACACCUGGGGCCUCGAAAAGACUUAAUGGGUCUGAAAAAUAAGGAGAAUGAUGAGAACAGUGGCCCUACAACCACUGUUUUUGUAGGAAAUAUUUCAGAUAAGGCCUCAGACAUGCUUAUUCGGCAGCUACUAGCUAAAUGCGGUUUGGUAUUGAGCUGGAAAAGGGUGCAAGGGGCAUCUGGGAAGCUGCAAGGUAAGUGUGCUUUUGGAUUUUGUGAAUAUAAAGAGCCUGAAUCUACUUUGCGAGCGUUGCGGUUACUUCAUGAUCUACAGAUUGGCGAAAAGAAAUUACUUGUAAAAGUAGAUGCAAAGACUAAAGCUCAACUGGAUGAAUGGAAAGCAAGCAGGAGAUCUUCCAAUGGGAAUGUCCUUCCCGAGUCAACUGCUGAUGAAGAUGAUGAUAUUGAUGAAGAAACAAAAAGAAGAGACAGUCUUAUUAAAGGUGCAAUUGAAGUGCUAAUAAAAGACUAUUCCAGUGAGCUAAACGCUCCAUCUCUAGACUCUGAAUCGCAACCUAAAAAGAAAAGGAAAGAUAAGAAAGAAGAAUUGUCACAAGAAGACAUAAACGUAAUAGAAAUUGAAGAAGAUAAGAGAGACCUGAUAUCACGCGAGAUCAGUAAAUUCAGAGAUACACACAAGAAACUGGAAGAAGAGAAGGGCAUAAAGGAAAAGGAGAGACAAGAGUUUGAGAAACAACGGAGGGAAAGAGAGAGGGAGCGUGAGCGAGAGAGGAGAGAGCGAGAACGGGACCGCGAGAAAGAGCGGGAGAAGGAAAAAGAGAGAGAGCGGGAUAGAGACAGAAACAAUGAAAGAAACAGAGACCGGGACCGUGAUAGAGAGAGAGAUCGUGACAAGGAGAGAGAUCGUGGGAGAGAUCAUAGUAAAGAUCGCAGUCGAUCAAGGGAGAAAAGCAGAGAUAGGGAAAGAGACCGAGAACGUGAGCGUGAAAGAGAGAGAGAACGAGACAGAGAAAGGGACAGAGAUAAAGAGAAAAAAAGGGAGAGAGAGGAAGAUGAAGAAGAAACCUAUGAACGGCGAAAACUAGAAAGAAAACUACGUGAAAAGGAAGCUGCAUACCAAGAGCGUCUUAAAAACUGGGAGAUUAGAGAGAGGAAAAAAUCUAGAGAUUAUGAAAAGGAAGCUGAACGAGAGGAAGAGAAACGCAGAGAUAUUGCAAAAGAAGCCAAAAGAUUAAAGGAAUUUUUGGAAGAUUAUGAUGAUGACAGAGAUGAUCCCAAGUAUUACAGGGGUAGCUCACUUCAGAAAAGAUUAAGGGACAGAGAAAAAGAAAUUGAAGCAGACGAACGUGACCGCAAACGUGAGAAAGAAGAGCAUGAGGAAAUCAGGCAGCGGUUGCUAGCAGAGGGACAUCCAGACCCAGAUGCUGAGCUUCAGAGGAUGGAACAAGAGGCAGAAAGACGAAGACAACCACCACAGAUUAAACCACAGCCAGAAUCUGAGGAGGAGGAAGAGGAGAAACCCAUCAAAGAGGAGAAAAUUGAGGAACCUAUUGAGGAGGAGGAGGAAGAGCCUGAACCAAAACCCUGCCUUAAGCCAACCAUGCGGCCUAUUAGCUCUGCUCCCUCUGUCUCUUCUGGAAGUGGCCACGCCACCCCUAACUCCCCUGGGGAUGAAUCUCCUUGUGGUAUUAUUAUUCCACAUGAAAAUUCACCAGAACAGCAACCGCAAGAGGAAUACCGACCAAAAAUAGGUCUGAGCCUCAAAUUAGGUGCUUCCAGUAGUCCCAGCCAAACAAAUGCUUCUAAAAGGAAGAAACUGCCAGUAGAUAGUGUUUUUAAUAAAUUUGAAGAUGAAGAUAGUGAUGAGGUACCUCGGAAAAGAAAACUGGUGCCAUUGGAUUAUGGGGAUGAGGACAAAGCCUCUGCCAAAAAUAAUGUGAAUACUGAAGAGAAACGCAAACAUAUCAAGAGUCUUAUAGAGAAAAUCCCCACAGCUAAACCAGAACUGUUUGCUUAUCCUCUGGACUGGUCCAUUGUUGACAAUACAUUAAUGGAGCGAAGAAUCAGGCCGUGGAUCAAUAAGAAGAUCAUUGAAUAUAUUGGCGAGGAAGAAGCUACCCUAGUUGAUUUUGUGUGUUCAAAAGUGAUGGCUCACAGUUCACCACAAAGCAUUUUAGAUGAUGUUGCAAUGGUGUUGGAUGAAGAAGCUGAAGUAUUCAUAGUGAAAAUGUGGAGGCUACUAAUAUAUGAAACUGAAGCAAAGAAAAUUGGUCUUGUAAAGUAAAGCACAUUGGCUUAAUUUAAAAAGAAAAAAAUCCAUGACGCCAUUACAUCUUUGCUGUCAGUAGGGCCACUAAAAUAUUGAGGAACAAUAUGUUGCAGCCCCAGAUUUCAGCAAAGCUGUUAAUUCCACAGUCCUCAGACACAUGUAAGAUCUGGAUUAUAGUAUAGACAAUGUGAUUUUUAUUUUUUUCCCCCAUUAACGGUAACUUCUCAGCUAUUGAAGGCUUAGAGAUCAUCACAGUAUUUAGGCACAAGAGUUAAACCGGUGUGGCGACUGGUACGGUUUAUAAACUGCAGCUACUGUAUAAUGGCAUCUCCUGGUGUGUUUUCAAUUCCGUGCUUAUGUACAUAUUAAAGUUUCCAAUUUUUUGCAAACUGUUUGCACUUAAGUUCCAUGCCUGUUGUACAUAUGAAGAACAGUCUUUUGAUUCACUUGAAGACAGGUCCACUAAUUUAAAUGAACUCUGCUUCACUGUUGUCAAUUUUACCUUGCAGAAAUAAUUUUUUUUGUCUACAGACCCCUUAUUCUUGUCCGGUUUCAAUGAGAGCAUCUUUCUCUGUGACAUAAUGGAAUGUGUCAUCGUUGAGACUUUCUGUCCCUGGUGUUAUACUGCAUUUUCUGACCCCAUUUUGUGAUUGUGACACAUCGCUUUAUGCCUAAAUUCCCAAUCGGCAAUAUUUGUCUGCUACUCUUCUAAGCAUUUUAAGCCAUAUCCCAAAGGUAUUGCUCAUACAGUGUUGUUUUGGUGCAGUUUUUGUAUUUUGGAUUUAAUCAUGGCUUAAGCUUAAAGGCGAACAGGGGAUAAGUAGCUCAUUGCAGGGUUCUCCAGAACGUGACCCCUGACUCAGUGAGGAGCGUGUGUCGUCUAAAGGUAGACUGCACUUGCUCCAUUCGUUUCUAUGAGAGCACUGAUGAUGCCAGAGUGCUGUACUCGGGUCUUUUUGGCAUUCCCAUAUACAUGAAUGAAGCAUGUGUCCUCUGCCGCCCGCGCUCCUCACUGAGAGCCGGGUCCUGUUCUGGAUAUCCCGGGAAGGGGGGGGGGGAGGUCGCACCCCCCCCCCCUGCAUUCAGUUACUUAUUCCCUAAGAUAGGGGAUAAGUUAAUUUUGGUUGGAGUUCCCCUUUAACCAAAAAGACACUAAAAAGCUGUACCAAAACUGUGUUUUAUAUAGUGGGGCUGAAUUUGCUUUGCUUCUAGUGAACACCUCUUCAGUUUUAUUACCUUUUGAAAAGGGCUGCAACGUAUUGUCUUAGAACAACAUUUCUUGCUCAAAAUUUUUUACUCCCUAAUUUUAAUGUCUUUAACAUGACAGCAAAACAAAAGGUUUGCUCAAGAAAAUCUUAUUUUGCCCAAAAAUAAAAAUAUUUUUUUUGUUUUGUUUUUAUACAUUAAAUCCAUACAGUCACAGAUUUCCAUUUGAUGUGUUUCUGGCAAUAAUAAUGGGAUAGAUAAGCACACCUUUCAAUUUAUCUCUAAAGACACCUGAAAUAACUAAGAUGGGUAUUAGGGUUGGGGGCAAAUUGUUCAAAUGCUACCACUUGACUCAUCCACAAGUAUUUCACAGUCCAAGAAUUCAUGAUUUUUUUAAAUAUUUUUUUGUUUAUUUUAUAUAAAAAAUUCUGAAGAAUUUGUCACACAUCUACUUGAUAAGUGAUUAAUACUAGACCAUUGCCAAACAGUGUCACCAGCUGUUGAAAAACUACAUCUCCCAGCAUGGUGGUAGUUGUAGUUUUGCAACAGCUGGAGGCACACUGUUUGGAAAACACUGCACUAGACUGUGGUCUGACAGCUGGGAGCCCUAUGAGUUUCCAGAACACAAGACCCUGUCCCUCGUCUACCAACUGGAGGAGUCUGAGUGAAGCUGCAGUUGAAUAUGUGCCCACCACUCCAUUCAUUCUAAAUCUUAUGAUGCUACUAGGAAUGGCAAUAAGUGUCAAAAACACAGUGCUCAGCUGUUUCAGUCAGUACUAUGGCACAUGAUCGACUGCAAACUCCCCCUAGCUGAGCGAAUGUGUCCCCACCUCUGGGACUGAUCUUGCAUUGAUCAACUAUCCAAUGAAUAGGUGAUAAAUACUUCAACCCCGUAUACCCCUUUUUAAAUAAGCUGUUGUAAGGUCCAGUGGCAUUCUCUUCUGGAGCUGUACAAUGCCUCUUGCGAAAUGUCCAUUGUGCAGCUAAUGUCCGCUUUUACGUUCAUCAGCAUGUGCUAAGGGUUAAACACACUGAUCCCAAUUCAGACAUGAGUUAGGGCUCGCUAGAUCUCGCUAUAAUAUAUGUAGUCGUAAUGAACAGCCGACCAAUAUUUAUUUUGUAUUGGGACUGAUUCAAUUGAAACCUGAACUGCUGUUUUUGUUUUUUUUUGUAAAACUGCUGCAAUAUCAAUUAUUGUAUUUAAAACAUUGGUUUGUCUAAAAUGUGGAAGCUGUGAUUUGAUUGCCAGACAACUUACAUUUGGAAACUGUGUCAAGCCACUAAAGGCUUAUUCUGUAAAUAGUUCAAACAUUAAAAUGUAUAUAUUUGA